AUGGCAGACGUGCCUGUCCGGCCACCAUUCGAUGUAGGCUACAAGAAUGGCAGCGGUAUGCCUAGUUCCAGCCAGACCUUCGACCUUGAAGCUACGCGAAAUAUGAUAUUGGCUUUCAACAUCAACCUUGAAUACAUCGCCCAACAGCAGCCGGAAUACAAACAUAUUACCCUCUCUGCAUCUAGCGUUGGCGAUCUAAGUGACUACGACGUGACUGUAUCAAUUUGGCAAAGCACGCAUGAAACGCGCCGCCCGUGGCCCAGUGGAAGACCGGUUAUCUACUAUAUCCACGGCGGUGGACAACAGACUUGUCAACAAUCAAGCCAGCUUGAUCGCUAUCAAGCUGGCGCAUCAAGCUGGCUAAUCAAUCAAGCCAAGCUGGAGUAG
This is a messenger RNA of Alternaria arborescens, 387 nucleotides long. RefSeq lists its product as hypothetical. The record is from RefSeq and is a predicted model, not a curated record. Lineage: Eukaryota; Fungi; Ascomycota; Dothideomycetes; Pleosporales; Pleosporaceae. The transcript has a single exon. Bases 1 to 387 code for a protein of 128 amino acids.